Molecule: messenger RNA, 6428 nt
Organism: Oncorhynchus mykiss (rainbow trout)
Lineage: Eukaryota; Metazoa; Chordata; Actinopteri; Salmoniformes; Salmonidae
Source: RefSeq, a predicted model, not a curated record
AUGUAAUGUAAUAGUUUCCCCAUCAUCUACCAUCCCCUGGGCUACUACUGAAAAGCAUUCUAUUCUCUCAAAUCCACCCACUAAACUGUAUCGGAGAGGGAGGUUCUUCAGCAAAGUUUGGCUUGUUAGGGAAAGUUCCUAACUGUCAGGGCUGUCGAAGGGGCCUUGAUGGAAGAAAGGAAGACAUCGUCUUGUCAGCAAACAACACUUACAGUUUACAAUUCUUGGAACGCAAAAGACGCGUGUGAAAAUCACUGAGGAAGGAUACAACGUCGUACAGAAGUUAAUUAAGUUUAUAUCGCCGCCGUCACGCUUUCUAUGUCUAAAGUGCAUGGUUCUAGCGGGAUAUAAGUGUUUCACUACAAAAUUGAAAGUGUUUGAAAUGACAGUCGGUACAGUGAGGAUAAACCAUAAUAACAUAUUGUCUUUCUUUACCUUCCAACAAGAUGAUUUACUUACACUGCGGACUUGCACAACCUUUCUCUCCAAUUUACUUUCUGGUUGCAGCGGGGAUCUUGGCGAUGUUUAACAACAGUAAAACAUUUGGAUUUGAACAAGAGACGGAGAGCUUUCUACAGGGGCUUCCGCAGUACGAGGUCGUUCACCCCUACCGAGUGGACGCCAAAGGUCACUUCCUGUCCAACUUUGUGUCCUACCGCGUCAGCCGGGUACAGCGGAGGGAAACCCAGGGGGAACCAGGAAACCCUACACGGGUGUUCUACCAGUUGCAGCAUGGUGGCCACAAUCUGCACUUCAACCUCACCCUCAACCCACACCUGCUGGCUCCUGGCUUCCUGACUGAGCGAAGGUACGGUGGCAUGGAGGGGGCCAAAAUACGCAGCCAUGGCCCUUCGCUGUGCCACUUUAUCGGGGACGUGUGGGACCAGGCAACCAUGAAGGGGAGGGCGGCUAUAAGCACUUGUGACGGCCUGACUGGGCUGUUCAAGCUGUCCCAGGAGGAGUUCUUUAUCCGGCCAUUGGAGCGGUCUAGUGAUGAGUUGACGGCACCACAAGUCCACAUUAUCUACAAGCGUCACACCUCCCCCACCCAAAGCCAGUUGGUACAGCCCAUCUCUGGAGACCAUACCACCAACGGUACCUGUGGGGUCAAAGAUCCCGCUGCGGCGUUGGAGCGUGUGGAGAGGCAACGGGAGCGCUGGGAGAGACGCCAGCGGAGGAAGAGGAGGAUACGCCAGCGUUCCAUCAGCAGGGAGAAGUGGGUGGAAACGCUGGUGGUGGCCGAUUCCAAGAUGGUGGAGUACCACGGCACCAAGGGCGUGGAGAGCUACGUACUGGCUGUCAUGAACAUCGUGUCGGGGUUGUUUCAUGAUGCCAGCAUUGGAAACCCUAUCAACAUUGUAGUGGUUCGUCUGAUCCUGCUGGAGAAGGAAGAGGAAGACCUGAAGAUCACCCACCACGCUGACAACAGCCUGAGCAGCUUCUGUAAGUGGCAGAAACGGCUUAACGUGAAGGGAGAAGAACACGCGGUCCAUCACGACGUGGCUGUCCUUCUCACCAGAAAGGACAUCUGUACGGCCAUCAAUAAGCCCUGUGAGACCCUGGGCCUGUCUCAUGUGGCAGGAAUGUGUCAGCCCCACCGCAGCUGCAGCAUCAGUGAGGACACGGGCCUGCCGCUGGCCUUCACCGUCACCCACGAGCUCGGGCACAACUUUGGGAUUCAGCAUGAUGGGAACGGCAAUGACUGUGAGCCGAUUGGGAAAAGACCUUUCAUCAUGUCUCCACAGCUCCUGUAUGGCACCUCCACCCCCAGCUGGUCGCGCUGCAGCCGCCAGUAUAUCACCCGCUUCCUCGAUCGAGGCUGGGGCUGGUGCCUGGAUGACCCCCCCAUGCGGGACGUGCUGGAUCUGAACUCUGUUCCCCCCGGGGUCCUGUACAGUGCUGCCCACCAGUGCCGCCUACAGUACGGCUCUGGAUCCCUGCUCUGUGACGACGUGGACAACGUCUGCAGUACGUUGUGGUGCACUGUGGGGACAACUUGUCACUCAAAGCUGGAUGGUGCAGUCGACGGGACCAGGUGUGGUGAGGACAAGUGGUGCUUUGACGGGGAGUGUGUGGCGGUGGGACACCAGCCUGAGAGCGUCAAAGGGGGCUGGGCUCCAUGGAGCGAGUGGUCGGCCUGUUCCAGAACCUGUGGGGCCGGAGUUCAGAAUGCCCAGAGGGACUGCGUCAACCCAGUUCCCAAGUACGGAGGGAAGUACUGCGUGGGGGAGCGAAGGCGCUACAAGAUCUGUAACAGCACCCGUUGCCCCCCCAACCAGCCCUCCUUCAGACUCAUCCAGUGCAGUCACUUUAACACCAUGCUUUACAAGGGCAAGUUCUACAAAUGGGUGCAGGUCAACAACAGAGUGAACCCCUGCGAGCUGCAUUGCCGCCCUCUGAACGAGUACUUCUCAGAGAAGAUGCUGGACGCGGUCAUUGACGGGACCCAGUGCUAUGAGGGCAGCUUGAGCCGAGACAUGUGUGUUAACGGCAUCUGCAAGAAUGUGGGGUGUGACUAUGAGAUUGACUCCAACGCGGUGGAGGAUCGCUGUGGGGUUUGCCAUGGCAACGGGUCUACUUGUGAGACUGUGAAGAAGACCUUUGAGGAGAGCGAAGGGCUUGGGUAUGUGGACAUUGGGCUGAUUCCAGAGGGGGCUCGGGAAAUUCGUAUCGAGGAGGUGGCUGAGGCUGGGAAUUUCUUGGCUCUCCGGAGUGACGACCCCGGAAAGUACUUCCUGAACGGCGGUUGGACUAUCCAAUGGAAUGGGGAAUACAAGGCAGCGGGGACGGUGUUCACCUAUGAGAGGACAGGACAACUCGAGAACUUGACCUCCCCUGGACCAACCCUAGAGCCAGUGUGGAUACAGCUACUCUUCCAGGAGACCAACCCAGGGGUGCGCUAUGAGUACACCAUCCAUAGAGAGACUCUUCUGGACUCAGACAAUGACAUCCCUAUCCCCGGUUUCUUCUGGAAGUAUGGCUCAUGGACUGAGUGCAGUGCCACCUGCGGGACAGGUGUCCAGCGACAAAUUGUUCACUGUGUGGAGAGGACCUCUGGGAUAGUAGAAGAGGGCUACUGUGACCCGACGAACCGUCCAGACGAUAAACGAGCCAGCUGCAAUGAGGAGCUUUGCCCAGCCAUAUGGUGGGUGGGCGAGUGGCAGAAGUGCUCGGCCACGUGCGGUGAGAAGGGCUUGGCCAAGAGGACGGUGCUGUGCAUCCAGGCCGUGGGUCUGGAGGAGAACAGAGCCCUGCAGCCCUCUGAAUGUCACCACAUACCCAGGCCUGAGUCAGCGGCGCCUUGUAACACUCAUGUCCCCUGCCCCGCGGACUGGUCCACAGGCAACUGGUCUGAGUGCUCGCUGACGUGUGGUGGUGGUGUGCGGAGCCGAAAGGUUGUCUGUUCCAGAAACACAGGGGUGGACUGUGACCCCCGAAAGAAUCCCAGUUCCCUUACUCCAUGCUACCUCCAGGACUGUCCUCAGAUCAUCGACGUCUUCGGUGGCAGCAACGACUGGUCUGGCAGUGGUUCGUCAAGCAAGGAAAUCAACGAAAUCAACUCCAUCCCUGACUCCAACCCCCUGCCCAAACACAGUACGACUAGAGCUCAGCCAAGGGCCCCUAACAAUCUGAAUAACAUCAUCCCCCACCCGAAUCACAUUGACAAGACUACUGACAACUCAGCCAAAAACAAUGUACCGGUGGACGAUUUUUACUACGACUACAACUUCAUCAAAUUCCACGAGGACAUUUCCUACGACUUUGGCUUGGGGAACAACGGUAAAGACUUGGUGGAUGAUCCUGGACCAGAUCCACAACAGGAGCCUAAGCCAAGUUCUAGUGCAGAAGAACAUGUUUACAGAGAAACUACAACAGAUCCUCCCACAGCUACCUCACCCAUUUCUACCACUUUUAAGACGACUCCUUUCAUUAGGGAAGUUGAGGAACCACAAGACCCUAACCUGGACAAUGCAGAGAUUGAUGGAAGACUACAGACGGAGAAACCUAAUGAAGUAGAGCGAGAGGAGGAGGAUUUACUCCUUUCAGAGGACUAUUUUCUACCUGUUUCCACCACACCCUCAGCACCAGUUUUAGAGACCAGGUUUUCACAAAGCUGGAAAGAAACUAACGGUAAUUUUGGUUGGCCUCAUUACCUCAGCACUGCAGCUGAGAAUACACCUGGGCCCCAGAGUGAAGAAAAUGAUGAUGAAAACACUGACAUUUAUGUCCCUUUUGAUGUGAAAGACAGCAAUGUUGGUACAACCAUCGAAUGUACCACCACUGCCCCUGUCAGCCAUGACUAUGAAGAUGGCACCGUACCCACAACGAUGGUAGAAGAGGUGAAAGAAGUGGGUGUUUUGGACUACAAUUCCCACCAGGAGACUGCAAUUGGACUACAAUCCCCUGGCUACCAAGAUGAAAAGGAGAGCCCGCUUCCACCCCUGGAUCCACCUUCCCCAGGACCUGUGUUUGAGUUUGAAACAUACGAGGACAGCUUUUUCACCACAACCCUGUCCCAAUGGGAGGCAACCACCUCUCUUCCAUACGAGCCACCAGCCCCAGACUCCACUGGGGAUUACAAUGGCUUUUUCCCUGGUGAACCAGACUUUGAUCAGCAGGACUUUGAAGUUGAGCCCAAAGCUGAUAGCGAAGUCAAUUUAGGGGUCACCGACAGUGACUUCACCGUGACCUCACGUCCUGUGCCUCAGGAGCCACAUCUUCCACCCUCUCCUCCCCCACCUCUUUCCCAUUCACUCUCAGGAAACCAGGAGAACAUCAAACACAGCACAUCAACAACUAGAAGUGACUCUCCUCCUACUACUUAUCUGGAAGGAGACCCUCAGUCUCCACCUGGAAGUGACUCCCCCCCUUCCACUCAUCUGGAAGGAGACCCUCAAUCUCCACCUCCGUCAAUGUUAGCAGAGACAGAGCUAGCCACAGCCCAGUUAGAGACAGACAUUUCAGCACAGUCCUCCACGACUGGGCCAACUCCAUCUAAAGGGGCCAAUGCGGGCCCUCCAGUCCCCUCCCCAUACGGGUGGUCAGAGAUUGACUACAAUGAGAUCCUCAUCCCCCCCAUGCUGAGAUCCAGGGGCAUGAACCCUUCCCUCACAAACCAGCCCCCAGUGGAUGUCACCACAACCACUCCCCAGGAUGGCACGAAACCCAUGCCCCCCACCCAGUCCCCUGAACCAGCCGUGCCCCCCACCCAGUCCCCUGAGCCAGCCGUGCCCCCCACCCAGUCCCCUGAGCCAGCCGUGCCCCCCACCCAUUCCACUGAGCCAGCCGUUCCCCCCACCCAGUCCUCUGAGCCAGCCAUGCUCACUCUGCCAACCCAUUCUCCCACCACACUCUGGUGGACACCAGAGCCUACCCCAGUGCCAAGCCCAGCUUCCACUCCAAACGCCACAGCUUCCUUCUGGAGACCCGGCAACUGGAGCGCAUGUUCUACUAGCUGUGGUCUGGGGGCCAUCUGGAGGCUGGUGGUCUGCAGCACGGGACUGGAGUCUGACUGUGACCUGACCAAGAGGCCUGUGCCGGCCCGGCGCUGCUACCUCCGACCCUGCUCCUCCUGGAGGAUAGGGAACUGGACCAAGUGUUCCAAGAACUGUGGUGGUGGGGUGACCCUGCGUGAGAUCCAGUGCUUUGACACCAGGGACCAGAGGCCUUUGCGGCCCUUCCACUGUCAGACCGUGUCUACCCGGCCGGUGACCCACAUGCCCUGCCUACCCCAGCCCUGCCUGGACUGGUACUCUUCUUCCUGGGGACAGUGCUCUGAGGUGUGUGGGGGAGGGGAGCAGCAGCGUCUGGUUACCUGUCCAGAAGAGGAUCGCUGUGACGAGGACCAUCUGCCCAGCAACAUCCAGGCCUGUAACAGCCAACCCUGUACCCAAUGGGUCACUGGCUCCUGGGGACAGUGCUCUGCAUCCUGUGGUGGCGGCGUGCAGCGGAGGCUGGUGAAAUGUGUGAACACCAAGACGGAGCCUGAGGAGGAGGAGGAUCAUGCCCAGUGUGACUCUGAGCCCUGGCCAGAAAACAGCCAGAAGUGUAACCUGAAUGAGUGUGACAGCGGCCCCGCUGGUGAGUAAACCACACAACAGCUUUCUGUCUUAAAUAAUGUAUAUGAUAAUAUACACCAUUUAAAAUAUGCUUUCAUCCAAAGUGACGUAUUGUCAUGCGUACAGACAUUUGACAUGUAGGUCAUGGGUGUCCGUAUGGGUGUCCGUAUGGGUGUCCGUAUGGGUGGCCUUGGGAAUCGAACCCACAGUCCUGACGUAUUAAGCAUUGUGCUCCGCCAACUAGAUUUUCAUUUCCUAGAAAAUGCUCCACUUCCUCUGGUUUUAGCUGAAUGGAUGGGUUAGAUGGAUAGACAGGCACGCUGUCAGUCACGCCGGAAAGCAAUCGGGCAGAGAGAGACAGACAGAGAG